AUGAUCCGGGCGUUCUCCUUCCCCGUCAGCCCGGAGCGGAGCCGGCUGCGCGGCUGGCUGGAAGGCACCCUGGCCGGCUUGUGCGAGCUGCAUCUGCUGCGGGAGCGCCAGGAGCGCCGAGUGCGGCAGGCGCUGCGCAUCGCCGCCGAUCCCGCGGCCAAGCAGGGCGAUGGCGAGCUCGGAGGCGGCGGGGAGCCGGCGCCGGAGGACCAGCUGGAUGCCCUGCCUGGCUUGAUGUGGGAGCUGGAACAGCAGCUGGGACUGCUGCGACUUUACCCUGAGAAGAUGGGCGGGGAAGCAACAGAGACGGACAGCUGGCCCAGCUCAGGUUUUUAUGAGGGCCCCCUAUCGGCUGGCACCUCCGAUUCUCCAGCGUCUGGGCUUGGCGAUUCCUCUUCCAGUUUCCCGUCGGCUUCGGGUUCCUACUCCCGGAUUGGUUAUGCCAGUGAGCGCCCCAAAUCUGUGGGUGACGUGGCGAAUAGCAGCAAAGACGGGGCCAGCCGUAGCAAGGUGCCUCGCUCAUUCUCUGCCCCCUACUCCAGUUCCCAGGACCAUACCACGGAGCCGUUGUCAACUCGCUACCCGCCAGACCCGUUCCUGUACCCCAGCCCUCUCCACGCCGUAGCCCUGCAGAACCCUUUAAUCCGGAGCCGUUUGUACAAGGACCCUGCCUUCUCUUCAGCUGCCUCCCAGGCGUUGGGUUACCCAACUGAUCAAGAGGGAAGCCUGGACGCCUACGGCAAUGAGUUCCAGUUCUUUUCAGAGGCUGCCUCGCACUGCCAUAAGGUGGAAAGUUACAUCUCGCGCCUCAUCCGUCGCCGCAGCCAGCUGGUGCGAGGCAGCAAACCCCGGACUAGCCUCGGCUCAGAACCUCCUGCCCCCGCCAAGAGCAACGUGGUCAGGCAGAACAGCUUCUGCAAGAGGCCCGCUGAGUUGCUUCCCCCUCCGGCAGAACGCAAGCACCCUCCGGCCAUGGAAAGAGGCAGCAGCACCCCUUCGCCCUGCAGCCAUGAGGGCGGAGCCGCGGCAUCCACACGCAUCUGGUCCUCGUGGGAUGCGGCUGCGGAGAGGACUUUGGCUGCCAAGGCAGCGGCAGAGGACUACAGUCCACCCCAUUCCAGCCUCAAGAAACCCCCCAAGCUGCACGCCCUCGCCCACGCGAGGCCUACUUCUGUGGAUCAAUACGAGGCUGCUUACCCGCCAUCCCCUCUGCCGGAUGGAGAGGACGGAGUCUCCCGGCGGAACGGCCCCGACCCCGUCUCUUAUGAGUCUGAGGAUGGGGCCUGCUUAAUGGUGAAAGCUCAGUAUAUCCCUGCCCAACAGUCAACAAGGGCCCAACAAGCUCACCGUGCCGGCAAAAAGAAACCCCCGCCGCUCACCAAGGGCCGCUCGAUGGAGCUCUCACCAGAAAGGGCCCCUCCGAUCACAAGGGAGCGCCCCCGAGCGGUGGGCAGGAAGGGGGCAGGAAGAAAAAGCUCUCCCCGGUCUAGGAAGGCUGCCCGCUCGCAGUCCGAAAACAGUCUCCUCAAUAAACCAGGAGUCAAAUAUGGGACAGCUGAGCGGGAGGAAACGGCUCUAAAACCGGCCCGGCAACGGAGGCCCCAUGGCCACACGGCUGGUGGCUAUCGCAAAUGGCGCUCAACGGCUGAAAUCUGUCAAGAGGAGCCGUCUACGGGAGGUGCCGUUGAGCCGCGCCGGAUACAGCAGGGGAUAGGUACAGUUGGGUACGGUUAUGCUGGUAGUGACUCCGAAUGUUCGGGCGAGCAGGCCCGCCAAGCUCCCAUGUGCCGCCUGGAGGAGGGUCUGGCCUACGCGGACAGUGAAUCAAGCCUGAGCGAAUCGCCUCCUCCCUACAGUAGCGGGGCCUCCAGUGACACAGACGAGAGUGGCGGUCUCGUGUGGCCACAGCAGCUCUCUCCACAGCUCGUGUCUGCCUCUGGGCCCGGGAAGGUGGCUGGCGGGCAGCCCAAGGUCUUCGUCAAGAUCAAGGCCUCCCAUGCCCUGAAGAAGAAGAUCAUGCGGUUCCGCUCCGGCUCCCUUAAAGUUAUGACAACAGUGUGA
This is a messenger RNA of Eublepharis macularius, 2061 nucleotides long. It is a transcript of the gene DACT3, whose product is annotated as dishevelled binding antagonist of beta catenin 3. Gene Ontology annotation, cellular component: cytoplasm. NCBI's taxonomy places the organism in Eukaryota, Metazoa, Chordata, Lepidosauria, Squamata, Eublepharidae. The record is from RefSeq and is a predicted model, not a curated record. Gene Ontology annotation, biological process: negative regulation of canonical Wnt signaling pathway. Bases 1 to 2061 code for a protein of 686 amino acids. The transcript has 5 exons.